This is a messenger RNA of Penicillium verrucosum, 654 nucleotides long. RefSeq lists its product as uncharacterized. Bases 1 to 654 code for a protein of 217 amino acids. The transcript has a single exon. Lineage: Eukaryota; Fungi; Ascomycota; Eurotiomycetes; Eurotiales; Aspergillaceae. The record is from RefSeq and is a predicted model, not a curated record.
AUGUCUCCUCAAACAAUCAUAAUCAACUACACCCCCGACAAGCGGCUCUCGCUCCUGGACGCGACUACCAAACAGCCGCUCUACCACGUCAAGGUCAGCCGGCAGACGCCGCAGAUGGAAAUGAUCCGCCUGGCGGGCCACCUUCCCCCGACGGAGGGCGCUGGCACCGGCGCUACUAGGACGGGGAUGCGGCCUAUCCCCGCGGACGAAGAGAACUAUUUUGAAUCGCGUGUGUGCACUGCGCAGUUUAAGAUGACUAGCCUGGACGUGAUACUGCGCAUCCGUGAGCAGCGCAACAUCGAGCUCAAGCGCCAGAAGGUGCUAAGCACGCGGUACUCGUUCGUCUCGCCGGCGCUGUCGGUGGGCGGAGCGAGCGGGCUAGUGGGCGAGGGGGGUCCUGUCGUCCUAACGUGGGAGACGGACUCGGGGGACAAUGCGGUCGGGAACUUUCGGCUGGUGCGUGAGGGGGAUAGCAAAGUGCUGGUCAAGUUCCGCAAUGAGGCGUUCUCUAACGCGCGGGUGGGCACCUUUGAGGUGCUGGAUAGGGCGAUGGAUCAGUUGGUCGAGGACGAGGCGGUUAUCUCGGGGCUGGCGAUGCUGGCGAUGAACCAGAGCUUCCACUUAGCGGGGAUGGUCAUGUUUGGUCGUUCUUAA